Messenger RNA from Choloepus didactylus (southern two-toed sloth), 1395 nucleotides. RefSeq names its product osteoclast stimulating factor 1 (gene OSTF1). NCBI's taxonomy places the organism in Eukaryota, Metazoa, Chordata, Mammalia, Pilosa, Megalonychidae. Gene Ontology annotation, biological process: signal transduction. The coding region runs from base 276 to 920 and encodes 214 amino acids. The transcript has 10 exons. Gene Ontology annotation, molecular function: protein binding. The record is from RefSeq and is a predicted model, not a curated record.
GCCAAUUAGCGCUCGGCGAGGCGGCGGCCACUUCCUAGUCGACCGGGCCGCGCGCUCCGGACGGCUCCGGCGGCCGCGGGGCGGGGCAGGCACUCCGUGGAGGCGCUUGGCUUGCGUCCGCUCGUCUUGCAGCCUAGGGUGGGAGCAGGUCCUUGAAGGUGCACGACUGCAAAGUAGGCAAAAAGAAACUUUGGGGCUCCGGGAGUGUCGGCUGGGACGACGUUUGGUUGACUUUUUGUACGCGGUCUUUGGCAUUAGCCUCUCAAGGAAGCGAGAUGUCGAAGCCGCCACCCAAACCAGUUAAACCAGGGCAAGUCAGAGUCUUCAGAGCUCUGUAUACAUUUGAACCCAGAACUCCAGAUGAAUUGUACUUUGAGGAAGGUGAUAUUAUCUACAUUACUGACAUGACUGAUUCCAAUUGGUGGAAAGGCACCUGCAAAGGCAGGACUGGACUAAUUCCAAGCAACUAUGUGGCUGAGCAGGCAGAAUCCAUUGACAAUCCAUUGCAUGAAGCUGCAAAAAGAGGCAACUUGAGCUGGUUGAGAGAGUGUUUGGACAACCGAGUUGGCGUUAAUGGCUUAGACAAAGCUGGAAGCACUGCCCUAUACUGGGCUUGUCAUGGGGGUCACAAAGAUAUAGUGGAAAUGCUGUUUACUCAGCCAAAUAUUGAACUGAACCAACAGAACAAGUUGGGAGACACAGCUUUGCAUGCUGCUGCCUGGAAGGGUUAUGCUGAUAUUGUCCAGUUGCUUCUGGCAAAAGGUGCGAGAACAGACUUAAGAAACAAUGAGAAGAAGCUGGCUCUGGACAUGGCUACUAAUGCUGCCUGUGCAUCUCUCCUUAAAAAGAAACAAGGAACAGAUGCGGUUCGAACAUUAAGCAAUGCCGAGGACUAUCUCGAUGAUGAAGACUCAGACUGAUUCCCUUCUGGAGCUUUGAGAUCUAAACUUCUGUUGCCUUUGCCAUUCCAAAACCUUGUCUUUGCCAGAAGAGUGUUGGUAACUGUAAAAACAAAAAAAAUGAAAAAAGAAAGUAUCUAUGAACAUGGCAGUAUUGCACUGUGUUUCAGUAGAAUGCGUAAAUGAAUGGUUCUCACCUUUGGUUUGCCAGUAAGUGACUGGAUACUUCGCUGUAUAAAGUGCAUUUAUGUUCACCAGAGUAGAACAAAGAGAUUAUUUCUAUUUAUCAAGCUAAAGGAAUUUUAAGAAUUUUUUUCCUUUAAAAAAAUCAGGAUUUUUUUUUUUUUUUUUAGUUAUAGUUCUUUACCUCAAGGAUUGAGAUACUUUGAAUGAAUUUUUCAAGGGGGACAUGCUUAUUAUAAUAAUAAACCAAAAUACUUAACAGAAAAUUGUCAGCUCUUAUGACAAAAAUAAACAUUUUAAGAUACUUUGUUCC